Molecule: messenger RNA, 2979 nt
Organism: Salvia hispanica
Lineage: Eukaryota; Viridiplantae; Streptophyta; Magnoliopsida; Lamiales; Lamiaceae
Product: Lung seven transmembrane receptor family protein
Biological process (GO): transport
Cellular component (GO): Golgi apparatus; membrane
Source: RefSeq, a predicted model, not a curated record
GAAUUGAACAAUUAACGCUGAAAGAGAAAAAAAAUGGAGAAAAAUAAAUACUAACACUCUUCAGUAGCUUGAAUUGAGAUCUUCGUCUUCUUCCUCGCAAAUUCCUAUAUUUUCCCUUUUUUCUGUGUAUUGUUUCUACAUAUUUCGCAUUUAAUUCUCUCAUACUAAUUCUAAUUUCAUUUUUCCAUUUCCUUUUACAAAGAGAACAAAUCACCUAUCGAGAAAGAGAGAGAGAGUUGGAAAAGGGGGGAGAGAGGGGGGAAAUGGUGUUAAGAGGAGGCAUUCAGUGCGAUCUAAUGUUGGCUAAUGGAAGAAAAAUACCAAUGAUUUUUGUGCUGUUGCUGCUGAUUUUAGUGAGUGAAAACGGAGUGAGAGCGUCGAUCCACGAGUAUAAGAAUGAAGCUUUCAUCCCUCGUUUCAAUUCCUUCUUCUUUCACGGCGGCAGUGAAGGGCUCUAUGCUUCUAAGGUUCUCGACCCUCCCAAAAAUACGCCCACUGAUGAUAAUAGUAAACCCCUCAAUGGAAAAUCAUUUAUCAGGUUUGAAUCUGUCACGUUUAGGAGACCUACAGAGGUUGCCCAAAAGCAGAACGAUUAUCAGCAGAGUACUGGAGUGGUAGAGGCGAUUAUAGUUGAGGUUAAAGACAGUGAUAAGAUAGGAAGAGCAUAUAUGAACUCCAACGCAAUAUGUUGCAAUCGUACACUUGCGAAGGAAGGGGUCUGCAAGGUUGGUGAGGUCAUUAUCCGUAAUUCUCCUGAUAACCCGGAGUGGCCAAAGAGGCUUCAGGUUUCAUUUGAGGGCAUCAAUGAAGAGGCUAAGAUGGACAUCCAAACUGUUGAGAUUAACAAAACUGGUAUGUACUUCCUAUAUUUUUUGGUCUGUGACCCAGAGCUGAGGGGCACAUUAAUCAGUGGAAGAACUGUCUGGAGAAACCCAGAAGGUUAUCUGCCUGGGAAAAUGGCACCAAUGAUGACAUUUUAUGGUUUUAUGUCUCUUGCAUACCUUAUUCUUGGUCUCUUGUGGUUUCUGCGGUUUGUCCAACAGUGGAAAGAUAUAAUUCAACUGCAUUACCAAAUCACUGCUGUGAUUGGUCUAGGAAUGUGUGAAAUGGCUCUUUGGUACUUUGAAUAUGCAAACUUCAAUGCCACUGGCAGCAGACCAAUUGGGAUUACGCUAUGGGCAGUUACAUUCACUGCUAUAAAGAAAACAGUCUCCCGCCUUCUGCUGCUCGUGGUGUCAAUGGGUUAUGGUGUUAUGAGACCAACCUUAGGAGGAAUAACUGCCAAAGUAACUCUUCUCGGCAUGGUUUAUUUCAUGGCAUCAGAAGCGCUGGAGCUUGUUGAACACUUGGGAAAUAUCAAUGACUUUGCUGGAAAAACCAGGCUCUUUUUGGUACUACCAGUAGCACUUCUAGAUGCAUGCUUUAUCGUUUGGAUAUUUUCUUCAUUAUCCAAAACAUUGGAGAAGCUCCAGAUACGGAGAAGCAUGGCAAAGCUUGAGCUUUAUAGAAAGUUCACCAAUUCUCUGGCAAUAUCCAUUCUGCUCUCGGUAGCUUGGAUUGGCUACGAGUUGUAUUUCAAUGCCAGUGACCCCCUUAGUGAAUCGUGGCGAAGAGCGUGGAUUAUCCCAGCUUUCUGGACUUUGCUUGCCUUCAUCUUGUUGGUAGUCAUAUGCAUCCUUUUUGCCCCUUCUAAUAACCCUACCAGGUAUGCACAUGAGACUGGUGAAGACGACGAAGAAGGCAUAUCACUGACCGGUGCUGGAGUCGUAGUGGGUGGAGAGUUGGCAUCGAAAGUUGAAAGGAAAGAAAGGAAGGCGUCGAUCACAUCGGAUCAUGUUUUCGGUUUAGGGGAAGAUGUUGAGGAAGACAAAAGAGAAUGAUGAUGGCAGCUUAUGGUUAUAUGUGCAUAUACCUACAACAAAACAUCCACUCUCUGUAAACACUACUCAACUAACUGAAUUUAUACAAUCUAAUAAACUUUGCAAACAAAAAUUCCUUAUCUUGUGUUUUUUUUUUUUCUGAAAGUUUAUAAUGGGUCUUUUCUGUCAACCAAAAAUGUGGUGUAAAACAGUGAAGAUGUUCUUUUUUUUAUAAUUACCAAGAGUAUUCACCGGUGGGGCCAGUAAUUAUUCCCCGCGCUGAUUUGUAGGUACUUCUUCAAUGGGCGAGACAAUUGGCCCAAAGAUUUAAGGCUACUCUGGGUUAUUUUUUGAUAAAUAUACAAACUUUGAAUAAUUUUUAGUUUUUCUCUUAGAACUUUUAUUUUGAAUAUAAAAAUAUAGAAUUUUGAUUUUCUCUUAUUUUUCCAUGAAAUUAACUUUUCUUUAAAUUGAAGCUGACGUGUUCGUUAGCCUAUCAAUUAAAACCGCUUGACCCAAAAAAUCGAUUUAGUAAUAAAUUAAGCUCUAUUUUUCAUUACUUCUAUACUAAGAUUUACUAAUUUCUCAUGUAUUCAUUAAUAAUAGGGGCCCAAUUCACGCGUCUCGAUUUAUAUAUACCACCUUUUCAUUUACACUAGUUUUCACAUGAAUCCCAUAAAAAUCUUAUCUAGAUCUACAAGAACUUCACAAGGAAAAUAGCUCACUUUGAGAAAAAAACUAGGUUGAUUUUGAAGCAAAAAUGGGACAUCACCACCACGACCACCACAGCCACCACGGCCAUGAAAAUCCACUGGUGGCUUGUUGUUGCUGCCCUUGCAUCCUAGUUGCAUCCGUGUUCAAAAUGAUCGGACAGUGCGUGUUCGUCGCAUGCUAUCCUUUGCUUCGGUGCUUCGGUUUCGAUGAGCACGGCCACCACCACCACCACCACGGCCAUCACCAACAUUUUUACUGAUUAUCUUUACUAUGUUGAUGUUUAAGAUGAUGUUUGCUACAAUAUUUCAUAUUUGAUUAUGUUAGGUUUAUGAAAGUUUUCUUUGUUUGAUUGUGGAGAAAACAAAAGAGAUCACUUGUUUCCAUUACUUAAUUAUUUGUUUCUUUA